Monascus purpureus is the source of this 1329-nucleotide messenger RNA. The record is from the annotation of a GenBank genome assembly. Lineage: Eukaryota; Fungi; Ascomycota; Eurotiomycetes; Eurotiales; Aspergillaceae.
AUGGCGUCGUCACACAAGUCGACUCCACUGUCCAAAUCCCUGCAUGAUGUUCUGGUAGACCUCUACCAACAUCCAUAUCCGCAUGUUCCCAAUCCACCAAAAUGCAAGAAACGCGCGUCGGUAGCUCUCAUCCUCAGAGUCCGGCCUUCGUAUAGCCACUGUCCCGUCACUUCAAUCUCGAAACCGAAUCUAAACUUGUCGGUCGAGCAACAGCUAGAAGAUUUCUUUUCUCAAGACUGGGUCAGACAUGGCGACCCUGAGGUUCUAUUUAUAAAACGGGCAUCUCGUGUGGGUGAUCGCUGGACGGGUCAUGUUGCUCUCCCCGGAGGAAAGCGAGAUCCUGAGGAUGCAGAUGACAAGGCUGCUGCUAUUAGAGAGGCUUCCGAGGAGAUUGGGCUUGACUUGACGACGGACGAUUAUAUCCACGUGGGAAAUCUUCCUGAGCGAGUUGUCACCACCUCCUGGGGUGCCGUACCCUUGAUGGUCCUCUGUCCCUUUAUUUUCUUAUCAACACGCAGCGACUCGCCCACGCUCAACCUGCAGCCGACAGAGGUGGCUUCGACCCAUUGGGUUUCGUUAAGGGCUCUUUUGGCUCCAUCUUCCCGAGCAGUAGAGCAUGUCGAUGUGUCUGAUCGAUUUGUAAAGCAGGGCGGGUCUUUCAUCCGGCUCGCAUGUCGGUCCAUAAUCGGCUGGAUGCAGUUUUCCGCCAUCCGUCUGACACCAACUGAGAGUUUGCACUGUAACUCAGUCCCAGGGUUUAUCCCUGGUAUCGAAGAGUCGCAAGACUUCCCCUCUAUCUUUCAGAAGUUGAAAGCAUGGUCUGCACGCGGCAGGCUGACUGAUGGGACUCAUCGUCCCCUCCUUCUGUGGGGACUGACGCUUGGUAUAUUGGCCGAUUUUCUGGAUAUGCUGCCUCCCCACACAGCAGUCCAGUUGUGGACAUAUCCCACUUUCACUCCUCCUGACCUCCGACUCAUUGUGAACGUUUUGACUUACCGCCUACGGAAGCACAAUAUGCUUCUGGCGAAAUCCACUAUGCGGCCCAAUCAAACAGCAAUUGAUAGUCAGACAGCUGCAUUGCCCGUCACCAGGGAGACCGAUCUGGACAGCAAAGGUGAUGGCGGCAUUAGCGGGGUAGGGAUUGAUAAAUACAAUGAGAGCUCUCCAGGAAAUUCAGAUAGGAACUUCUACGCUGUUGGGAUUCUAUUGGGAGGAUACUAUGACCGUCUUCGGGUUGCGAUCAUUGUCUUCCUUGCAUGGAGAGCUGCUGCCGGAUCUAUAGCGACUCUCUCUAUUUUCAGACUGUUCCGGCACUAUCAGCUUUAUUAG